UUGGGAGGAAAGGACGUUGGGUUAGCCCUAAGGAAACUCUUCUCGUCUCUGUCUCUACCGCCUGACCACGUGAAUGAAUCAGGUAGAUGCCAGAUUACAAUCGACAUGGAUCCAGACGCGUGCCUUGUAAUGAGUGGGUUUCCGGGUGGUGCGAGCUCGAGCUUCUUCGUACAUGUGUUUCGUAAUCAGACGAAACGACUGGUCAAGUUUCCGGAAAUAAGAACUGCUCUGGCCGAGUUCUCUUCGCCACAGUUGGCUGCCAGGGUUCUCGCAAACGAGGGUCGACUGUUGAAAGAGACAGGGCUGCAAGUAAGUAGUCUUGAGCCCCUGUUGUCGCCCAAAGAAGACGUGACAACCCAACAUAGCCAGGUGUAUCAGCUUCAGCGACAACUUAAGACCGUCAAGCAAAACCUGCAGAGCAAAGAACAGCAACUCCAAGAUGUGACGAAAGAAAAAGAAUGCCUAAAAUCUGCGUUCAGUCGUGAAUCGGAAGCCAAGAGAAGCGCACUCACCAAGAGUCGGAAGCUGGAAGAAGCCAAGGUUCAUCUGAAGAACCAAGCAGAAGCUGACAAGAAGACAAUUGAUGAAGAACUGAGGAGGAAAGAAGAGCAACUGCAGCAGGUGGAAACUGUAAAUGAAAGCCUACAAGCUGCACUCAGACGGGAAACAGAAGCCAAAAAUAUCUCAUUCAACCUGAGUCAAAGGCUGGAAGAAGCAAACAGUCAUCUUAAGGACGAGUUAGAAGCUGAGAAGAGAGAGAAUGAACGGAUGAGGGAGCAGAUCUCUGCAACCCAUGACCUCAGCAAUCCGUACGAGAUGAGCUGUGACCCCCGCGGGGUGGCCGUCAUCAUCAACAACAUCCGGUUUGAGGACAUGGCGGACCGGGAAGGGGCUGAGGGAGACACAGGUCGCCUGCGAGAAGUCUUCGAAGGCCUUGGAUUCACCGUGGUGACCUUCACCGACCUUGACCACGCCAAGAUGGUGGCCGCCAUGAAGGACCAGGGAAAGGCCGACCACUCCAACCACGACUGCUUCGUCUGCUGCAUCAUGUCGCACGGCACCAUGGGAAAGGUCUUCUCCUCCGAUGACGUAGGCAUAGAUAUCUGUGAGCUCAUUAAGCCCGUCAAUGCCAUGAAAUGUCCGUCUCUCAAAGGGAAACCAAAGCUGUUCUUUAUCCAGGCUUGUCAGGGGGAGAGAAUUCAGCGUAGGGAGAGCUUUGAUGGCGACUAUGACGCUAAACCUGUCCCCUUUAUAUGCCACGAAGCCGACUUCUUCCUGGGUCUGGCCACGGUGCCGGGCUAUGUGGCCAGGCGGGAUGGGGACGGGGCUCCUUAUGUCAAACAUCUGGCAAAGCUGCUGAGAGAUUUCGGCCCAACUCACGAUCUGUCCGCCAUCAUGUCCAUGGUGUGCGACAAAAUGAACGAAAUCAACGACGACAAGUUUGGAUGGAUCUCGUCCAACCACAGCACUUUGCGCAAAAACGUCAUCUUCAAAGCAAAGUGAUCCACUUUUGGUUAAAAUUGACGACAUGGCUUUGGUUUCUCUUUUGGCUUUGUGUUUGGCAUAGGUAAAUGAGAUGAGACACAGAUUUCUAUCACUAUGUGUAUGGCCACAUUUAUUCUGUAGCUGCAGAUGUGCAGUAGGAAUUAAAUCUGGCACCAUGCGUUAAAAUUCAGAUAGAAAUUUAAGAUGGAAUGUAAAUACAUGGAGUGUCUUAAAAUUGCAGUGUGUUUGGUAUUGAUAAAUCAAUCAUUU
Messenger RNA from Branchiostoma belcheri (Belcher's lancelet), 1755 nucleotides. RefSeq names its product caspase-8-like. NCBI's taxonomy places the organism in Eukaryota, Metazoa, Chordata, Leptocardii, Amphioxiformes, Branchiostomatidae. The transcript has 4 exons. Gene Ontology annotation, cellular component: cytoplasm. Gene Ontology annotation, biological process: proteolysis; apoptotic process. The record is from RefSeq and is a predicted model, not a curated record. Bases 106 to 1503 code for a protein of 465 amino acids.